This is a messenger RNA of Benincasa hispida (wax gourd), 2117 nucleotides long. RefSeq names its product glutamate--glyoxylate aminotransferase 2-like. Gene Ontology annotation, biological process: biosynthetic process; photorespiration. Lineage: Eukaryota; Viridiplantae; Streptophyta; Magnoliopsida; Cucurbitales; Cucurbitaceae. The record is from RefSeq and is a predicted model, not a curated record. Gene Ontology annotation, molecular function: L-alanine:glyoxylate transaminase activity; glycine:2-oxoglutarate transaminase activity; pyridoxal phosphate binding.
AUAUUUGCGUCCAUCACGCUUUUGCUGCAUUGUAUUGGAAAAAGAUUCGGCUUUUCAGUGAGGGAUGAGUCCGUUGCAUGAGCAAAAGCAUCCCAUUAACGACAAGCCAAUUCUGAGGGCUGCUGACCAAGCUUUCUUUGUCCCUUGUGUUGCCAGUCCAGUUCUGCACAAAAUACACGACGAAGAAGACGAUAUGGACACAUUUCCUUUUUUCUUUUAUUUUCCUUAGAAAAUAUGGACACAGAAAAACAAGGGGGAGAUUAGUGUCCAUGUUUUACAUCAAGGGUGUAUGUCUCGAACUGACGAGUGGCGGCUUAAGUAGUGGAAAAAACAACAGGAUAGAUAAAGGAUUCCUCCAUUGAAGUUCUUCUUUCUUGUUCAGCUCGUAGAGGGAGCGAAGAAGAAAGCUGAAAUUCAGAAAAAUAGAGACAUCAUAAAGGAAUCUUCGAAUUUAGUUUGAGCAUCUGAAAAUGGGUCUGAAAGCAUUAGAUUACGAGUCUAUAAAUGAGAACAUGAAGAAGGUGCAAUAUGCGGUUAGAGGAGAAUUGUAUCUUCGAGCCUCCGAGCUUGCGAAAGAAGGAAAAAAGAUUAUCUUUACGAAUGUUGGGAACCCUCACGCUCUUGGCCAAAAACCUUUGACCUUUCCUCGUCAGGUAAUUGCUCUUUGCCAAGCCCCAUUUCUUCUAGAUGAUCCUAAUGUAGGACAAUUAUUUCCUCCUGAUGCAAUUGCCAGGGCCAAACAUUAUCUUUCAAUGAUUGGGGGUGGUUUAGGUGCUUACAGUGAUUCCCGAGGAAAUCCAGGAGUAAGAAAGGAGGUGGCAGAGUUCAUAGAAAGGCGUGAUGGCUAUCCAAGUGAUCCAGAACUGAUAUAUCUCACAGAUGGGGCCAGCAAAGGUGUGAUGCAAAUACUGAAUACUAUAAUCCGUGGUGAAGGUGAUGGGAUUCUCGUUCCAGUCCCUCAAUAUCCACUUUACUCUGCAACAAUUGCUCUGUUUGGUGGUUCCUUGGUUCCAUAUUAUUUAAAUGAGAGCUCCAACUGGGGACUUGAUGUCAAUGAUCUUCGCCAGUCCGUUGCACAAGCCCGCUCUCAAGGAAUUUCGGUUAGAGCAAUGGUAAUCAUAAACCCUGGUAAUCCAACUGGUCAAUGCCUUAGUGAAGCAAAUUUAAGAGAAGUUUUGAACUUCUGUUUUCAAGAAAAUCUAGCACUACUUGGUGAUGAAGUUUAUCAGCAAAACAUCUAUCAGGAUGAACGACCCUUCAUUAGUUCUAAAAAGGUACUAAUGGAUAUGGGGCCUCCAAUCAGCAAGGAACUUCAGCUCAUAUCUUUCCACACUGUGUCAAAGGGAUAUUGGGGCGAAUGCGGACAACGUGGUGGAUACUUUGAAAUGACUAACAUUCCUCCUCAGACAGUGGAUGAGAUUUACAAGAUUGCAUCAAUAUCUCUCAGUCCGAAUGUUCCUGCACAAGUAUUUAUGGGACUUAUGGUCAAUCCACCCAAACCUGGAGAUGCAUCCUAUGAGCAAUAUCAUCAUGAAAGCAAAGGGAUCCUUGACUCACUGAGGAGAAGGGCAAGGAUAAUGACAGAUGGUUUUAACAGCUGCAAAAAUGUAGUCUGCAACUUCACUGAAGGUGCCAUGUAUUCAUUCCCUCAAAUCCAAUUGCCUCCUAAAGCAAUAGAGAUAGCAAAAGAAGCAGGAAAAGAAGCCGAUGUUUUCUACUGUCUUAAGCUUUUGGAAGCUACUGGAAUUUCGACAGUCCCCGGCUCGGGAUUUGGACAGAAAGAAGGGGUCUUCCAUUUGCGAACAACCAUAUUGCCGGCAGAGGAGGAGAUGCCGGCGAUCAUGGCUAGUUUUAAAAAGUUCAAUGAUGAGUUCAUGGAGCAAUAUGCAUAGAGGAACAUUGUCUAACGCUAUAUCGCACUUAUAAAGAUGGUAUCUGUUUCUGCAAACCUAGCUAUAUCUCCUGGUUUCCUUCAAUAAAAUUUGCUCGUUUGUGUAAUCUAAGAUGUAUAUGUUUUGUAAACUUUGCCUAAGCUUCUUUUAGAAACAUUGCCUAACGCUAUGGCUUAUGAAGUGUAUGCAAGAGAUAAGAUUGGACCUUCAUCGUCUUUUCCCUCU